Messenger RNA from Zophobas morio, 2070 nucleotides. Its product is annotated as xaa-Pro aminopeptidase 1. Gene Ontology annotation, molecular function: metalloaminopeptidase activity. Lineage: Eukaryota; Metazoa; Arthropoda; Insecta; Coleoptera; Tenebrionidae. The transcript has 2 exons. The record is from RefSeq and is a predicted model, not a curated record. The coding region runs from base 165 to 2012 and encodes 615 amino acids.
CUCUGCACUUGUCAAGUUUGACAAUUGACAGUUCCAACACGUCACGAUCUGUAAGAACAAAGCCCCAGAAAACCCAGAAAACCAGUUUCAUCGGUCAUUUGCAGUCAUUUCGUCGCUUGAUUAGUGGAAUGUGAAUCGUUGUUGUAGGUUAGGACCCCACGAAAAUGGCCCCAAAACACACUACGAACCUUUUGAAGCAGCUGCGCGCUCUCAUGCAAAACCCCCAAUAUGUGACUGAAACUAUAAGCGCUUACAUAGUCCCUUCGAACGAUGCCCAUAACAGUGAAUACCUGGCUGACUGUGACAUGUUCAGAGCCUUCAUUUCAGGCUUCACAGGUUCAGCUGGGACUGCUAUUGUGACUGAAAAGGACGCUCUUUUGUGGACAGAUGGGCGCUACUUUUUACAAGCGUCUGAGCAAAUGGAUUCCAAUUGGACUCUGAUGAAGGAAGGAGUUCCUUCAACCCCUACUCAAGGAGGCUGGUUGAGCAAAAAUCUUCCCUCUGGGUCACGCGUGGGGGUUGACCCUAGCAUCUACACGUACAACAUGUGGAUGCCUUUGCAAACCCAGCUGGAAGCAGCUGGGUGUAAACUCAUUCCAGUCAAUCAAAAUCUGGUUGACAUUCUAUGGAAUGACAGACCUGCAAGACCCACCAAUCCUGUAAACCCGCUGGGUUUGGAGUUUACCGGGAAAACAGUCAAGGAGAAGCUUUUGUCUGUAAGAGCGCAAAUGAAAGACAAGAAGGCGCAAUUUUUGGUGCUAACCGCUCUGGAUGAAAUCGCCUGGAUGUUGAACCUGAGGGGCUCCGAUAUCGCCUACAACCCCGUAUUUUUUUCAUACGUAGUCAUCCACGAGGACUCGUUUACGGUUUUCCUGAACCCCAAGCAAAGCAGCGACGAAGUUAAACAACACCUAACCAAAGAAGCGGGGGAGAAGUACGAGAUUAAGCCCUACGACGAAAUCGUGGCUUAUUUAAAACAGCACAGUUUGAAAAUCGAGGGUUUCGCUUGGUUUUCCGAAAACGCGAGCUACGCUUUAACUAGUCUCAUCCCUGCUAAGUCCCUACUGGCUGAAAUCACCCCAGUCCCUCUGAUGAAAGCGGUGAAAAACCCCACUGAAAUCAACGGUAUGAGGAACUCCCACUUGAAAGAUGGCGCUGCUUUGUGUUGCUACUUCUCCUGGUUGGAAAAACACGUCAAAGAUGGCAACAUUACAGAAAUCUCGGGGGCGAAAAAACUGGACGAGUUCCGGGCUCAGCAGGCCGAUUUUGUGGGGGCGAGCUUCCCGACUAUUAGUUCGGUGGGGCCCCAUGGUGCCAUAAUCCACUACCAGCCGCAACCGUCGACUGACGUCCCCAUAACUACUGACACGUUGUACCUUUGCGACUCUGGUGGUCAGUAUAAAGAUGGUACCACUGACGUCACGCGUACUUUCCAUUUUGGUACCCCCACACAGUACGAAAAAGAGUGCUUUACGAGGGUCCUCAAAGGCCAGAUUAAACUGGCGACGUCGAUUUUCCCGUCGAAAAUCAAGGGGAAUUGUCUGGACUCCUUCGCCAGAGAGUUCCUGUGGGAAGUCGGGCUGGACUACGCACACGGGACUGGCCAUGGAAUAGGUUCGUAUUUGAACGUCCACGAGGGACCCAUGGGGAUUUCGUGGCGCCCCAUCGCCGACGAUCCCGGCCUGGAAGCCGGGAUGUUCGUGUCGAACGAACCCGGUUACUACGAGGACGGAAAAUUUGGGAUCCGUUUGGAGGACAUAGUUGAGAUAGUGGAGGCUAAGCCCCCUCAUAAUUUCAACGACAGAGGUUUUCUAACCUUUGAAACGAUCACGUUUGCUCCGAAACAAAGGAAACUUGUUUUGGUUGAUUUAUUGACUGAUAAGGAGCUGACUUAUCUUAAUGCGUACCACCAGCAGUGCAGGGAUUUGAUUGGUCCGAUUUUGGAGAAGCAAGGACACGCGGAGACCAAGGAGUGGCUGUGGCGAGAAACGGAACCAUUGGUGCGAAAAUGAACCAAUGCGUCUGUAGCUUUUGUAUUAUCAACCCAGUAUAAUAAAUAUUUUUAAACUG